Molecule: messenger RNA, 3208 nt
Organism: Myxocyprinus asiaticus (Chinese sucker)
Lineage: Eukaryota; Metazoa; Chordata; Actinopteri; Cypriniformes; Catostomidae
Gene: rubcnl
Product: rubicon like autophagy enhancer
Exons: 9
Coding region: 143-1837 (564 amino acids)
Biological process (GO): autophagosome-lysosome fusion; autophagosome-endosome fusion; autophagosome maturation
Cellular component (GO): intracellular membrane-bounded organelle; autophagosome membrane
Molecular function (GO): phosphatidylinositol phosphate binding
Source: RefSeq, a predicted model, not a curated record
ACUGUUCUGCUUCUCUAAAGCAAUUGAGCACUGCCUCAUUUACAGACUGAGGAAGUGAAAGACUUCGAGAUGAAGCAGAUCAUAUCACAAAUGAAAGCAACGUUUUCUCGUUUCUAGUAGUUUCUGAAAAUUCGAAUGAGAUAUGUCAGAUGACAAAACUAGUGGCAACAUUGUCAGAGAGCUGCACUUUGUUAGCUGGUUAGUUAAUUCAGAUUUAAAUGCGAAUCACUCUGACAGUAAUGAUGAUGAUAUUGAUGAAAGGGAACUGAAGGAGUGUGAAUUAAUUCCCCUAGUCAGUGACUUUGAUUCCAGCCUGCUUGACCCUGAGGAACAGUACCACCUGCCCCGGAGCAGUCCUGUUAUAUCCUGCAAGAGAUUUAACACAGAGCUAGAGACAGAGCCAUCUCUCGCUGGCCUGUCUUUGACACCUCCAGUUUGUGAUAGAUUGGAACUAUCCACCUCUUCAUCUACAACAGUUAACUCCAUCAAUUCAAAUCCACAUACACUGGAACAGCUAAAUAACUCAGAGGAAUGGGAAAAACCUUCAGUAUUACCCAACAAAGCUUUAGUACCUAAGCCAGAUAUAAACAAAGACGAAUCCUCUCUCCCUUUUUGCCUUGGGAACUGCAGUUCACCCAAGGGGUCUAUAGUACAGUCAGAGCUUCUCACAGAUAAUUGUGGUACAAGUGGAAUUUCACCAGCCUCUCAAGAGUCUCAGUCACUUCCCAGUUACUCCUCUAGUAAGCUCAGCUCUGAGUCUGUUUCUAGAAGAUUGAGUGUCCCAAAAAAUAAGAGCCCCGAGUCAGGGCCUAAAAGAAGAGACUGCUCUGACAUUCCAUCAGGAUCUGGUCAGAGGAGCUCAGGCCAAGCUAGGAAAAGUGGGUCAUUUGUUGAUGUAUACUGCACAGAAGACCUCUACAGGAGCAGUUUUGACUUAGACCAGGAGAAUGCUCAUUUUGUAGUUGUGGAUAUGAUGCUGGAAGUGCUCGAGGCUGUGAAAUGGGUUGUGUGUCUGCAACAGUUAAACCUCACAAAUCCUCAUCAAGAUAGAUAUAACACACACAACACCACGAAAAUGGACUCAAUCUCCUCCUUUGACAGCGGGUUUGAGGACUUCAGCGCAACAAACACAUAUUCUUUGGCUUCUUUUGAGAGUCCUCUCCAGAGCUCCAGAAUGCCAUGCUCCGCAGAACAUUUAGCCCAUCAUUUAGUGUCAGAGUUCAGGAAGCAGUGGUUCCCCUCUGAGCAACUGCAUAACACUGACAACUUCAACUCAGCUCUACAGGAAGUCUCUUUUCCCAUGAUGGCAGGGAACCGGAUCAGUCUAUCUGAAGAGAUCAGACAGAAGAGCAGGAUGAGAGGAACAUUAAACUGGGCUCCACCUAGAUUUCAAAUAAUCUUCUGUGUUCAACCAACACACAGACGCAGUGAUGUCAUCGCUUCCCAGCACUUCCUGUGUGCAGGUUGUGGCACAGAAGUAGACCCCAGGUGUAUAAAAAAAUUGAGAUAUUGUGACUACCUGGGUAGAUACUUUUGUGAUGGUUGCCAUGGUGGUGGCGAAUCAGUGAUUCCCAGUCGGGUUCUGAGUAACUGGGAUUUUGCGCGGUAUCCCGUCUGCCAUUUCUCCAGGCAGUUACUGGACUCCAUAUGGCACCAGCCGCUCUUCAAACUCACAAGUGUGGCAAAGAACCUGUACAGCCAGGCCAAAGAGCUACAGCGUUUCAGGCAAGAUCCUUCAAGUCAGCAAGAACCUUCGUCAUCAGCACCGAUAUGUUGGACAACUGACACUGGAUCACCUCUCCUGCCGCGGCAUCCAAAUCGAGUCCCCGGUCUGUAGGCCUGUCGGGGCUUUCAUCCUGAACACGUAAGUGUCUUUUAAUGUCUCCAGAGCCCGAUAAUUUUGACUUCUUUGCCAUGUUUUACCUCAAAGAACAAAUGUGUAACUGGGUGUAUCGAAUUUCACCAGAUUAUAACAUGAGAAUAAUAAAAAAAAUUAGCAAAGUGCGCAGAGCUCGCCGUUCACACGUCUGCUUCUUGCAUGGCGUCAAGUGACCUCCCAAAUUUCUAGUUUUGUAAGAUGUGUUGUAGGUGUUUGUAAAUGUAUAACAGGUGGUGUGAUAUCAUCAGGUCAUAAACAGGUUUUAUUUUUGAAAAUAAAAGUUAAAAUCAUAAAAUUAUAAAGUUACGAUUUUAAAAUAUGUAAGGUGGAAAAGUGUUCUGUAUACAUGUGCUUUAGGAGGUCUGACAUUCGUCUAUUUCUGUUAGCUAUAAGUUAAAUGCAAUUUCAAUUAAUUAUUGUGACGAGGAGGAGGGCGGUGCCAGGCCGUGAGUGCGCACAGUCGCCCCCCCCCCAAUCGGGCGUGCUCAGGUGGUAUGGCCGUAAGCACAUUCAACACCACUGCUUUUCAGCAGCACGAACACACAUUAACAGGGUGCUUUUCAGCUCCACAUAAACACACAUGGCAGCUGCGUGUGGCUCACUCUCUCUCGAACCGCCACAUCCCGAUGCACUUAUCCCUCUCUUCGGCUGAUUAGCCCAAUUGGGGGCAGGGCAUGCAUAGUCACGGCCCGGCCCCUCCCUCCUCCUCAUCACAAUUACAUUGUUAUAACAUCAUUACAUAUCCUAGGGAAUAAGCCAUUUAUGGCUUUAAAUGUUUGUUUGUUUUUGGCCAUAUAUUUCUACUUAUUUGAAAAUAAGUUCAUCUGGAUAAAGCUACAUGUCUUUAUAGCCACAGAGUAAUCUGUUUUUUACCAGCCUUUGUCCGUUUCACACUUUAGAAAUACUCCCUAACUUUGCCUGCUGAAUGUCUAACGAAUGUCCAAUAUAAAAACAACUUUACCCCAGUCAUUUCACUUUGCAUGCAAACGUCUUUACCUUCGUUCUUACUGACUUAUCCGGUAAACGAAAGUGUUAUGCACAUGUCUCUUCAUGGUUUGACGUCAAAAGCAGAGAAUUGCUUUCAAAUCUCAUGUAAACGGGGUUUUCUUGUUUUAUCUGAUUUUUUUAAUAGGCUGAUUUUUGGGAGUUAUCAGCAUAUUAGUGUGCAUGUAAAUGGGCUAACUGUUAACUGAUUGUUAUAAAAUGAUUGGCUAAGCCACAUUCAAGGCCGUUGCAACCACAGAUCGGUCGAAUCCUAUAUUAAAGGAAUUUUUCGGGUUCAGUACAAUUUAAGCUCAGUCAACAGCAUUUGUGGCAUAAUGUUGAUUA